UUGUGGAACCACUCACAUUGCCAGUUCACCAGAGCCCCACAUAAACUAACUCGUUAUAUCAAGCUCCAAAACCUCACUAGCAAACCAAAAUUUUCAUCAUCGCAAAGUUUAUACACCAUGAGGACAACCAGUUUCCUACUCAUUGUUGUUGUUGUGAUCGUGUAUGCCAUCGGUGUACCAGCCACGGGCUGUGGUGAAUCGAUGGGAACCCGAUUGUGGAACACGACAGGAGCUAAUGGAUGGGAACCAAUCAAGAACAUAAAUGACAAACACAUCCAGGAGCUUGGCAAUUGGGCGGUGUUGGAAUUCAGCAAGCGUGUGAACUGCCUGGUCAAGUUCAACAAGGUGGUGAGUGGCAGACAACAACUCAUGUCUGGCAUGAACUAUGAGCUCAUCAUUGAUGUGACACACUUUGAGGGGAAAGAUGGAAAAUACAAGGCAGAGUUGCAUGAGCAGGAGUUGACCAAGAAACGCCAACUUCUCUCCUUCAUGAAGGUGAACUAAGCGGGAGGAGGAAACUUUGUUAACAAUAAUUGUGUUCUUGGAAUUAUGUUAGCUCAAUUGUUUGUCCAAUAAUAAAUUAUCAUCUCGCAUUGCCAUGUGUUUUUAAGGA
Triticum aestivum (bread wheat) is the source of this 613-nucleotide messenger RNA. RefSeq names its product putative cysteine proteinase inhibitor 7. Bases 118 to 504 code for a protein of 128 amino acids. Gene Ontology annotation, molecular function: cysteine-type endopeptidase inhibitor activity. The transcript has a single exon. The record is from RefSeq and is a predicted model, not a curated record. NCBI's taxonomy places the organism in Eukaryota, Viridiplantae, Streptophyta, Magnoliopsida, Poales, Poaceae.